Candoia aspera is the source of this 794-nucleotide messenger RNA. It is a transcript of the gene MPDU1, whose product is annotated as mannose-P-dolichol utilization defect 1. NCBI's taxonomy places the organism in Eukaryota, Metazoa, Chordata, Lepidosauria, Squamata, Candoiidae. The transcript has 8 exons. The record is from RefSeq and is a predicted model, not a curated record. Bases 51 to 776 code for a protein of 241 amino acids. Gene Ontology annotation, biological process: oligosaccharide biosynthetic process.
GUUGGCGUGAUGGAAGCGGAAGUCUGGCCCGCCCUGCCUCCCUCCUCGAAAUGGCGGUGUCGGCGCUGAAGGCGCUCUUUGUCCCGCACGUGCUCCCGGAGCGCUGCUACGACGAGCUCUUCCUAAACUUCAACCUCUUGCACGCGCCGUGCCUCAAGAUCCUCCUCAGCAAAGGGCUCGGAUUCGGCGUGGUGGCCGGCUCGCUCCUGGUGAAGUUGCCCCAGAUCCUCAAGAUCCUGGGGGCCAAGAGCGCUGAGGGCCUGAGCUUCAACUCCAUCCUGCUGGAGCUCCUGGCCAUCAGCGGCAGCAUGGCCUACAGCAUCUCCCGCAGCUUCCCAUUCAGCGCCUGGGGAGAGGCACUCUUCGUAAUGAUUCAAACCGUGUCUAUCGGGUUCCUGGUGCAGCAUUUUGGGGGUCACACCAAGCGUGGCCUGGCCUUCCUCCUGACCUACUUCAGCCUCCUCUCUCUCCUCCUCUCUCCGCUCACCCCGGCAGUAGUUGUGACGGCCCUGCAGGCAUCCAACAUGCCCGCCGUCGUCGUCAGCAGGCUCCUGCAGGCGGCCACCAACUACCGCAACGGGCACACAGGCCAACUCUCGGCUGUCACGACCAUCCUGCUCUUUGCCGGUUCCCUGGCACGCAUCUUCACUUCCAUCCAGGAGACCGGAGACGCCCUCCUGGUGCUGACCUACGUCGUCUCCUCGGGGUGCCACUGCCUCAUCACUGGACAGCUGCUGUACUACUGGAACGCCGCAGACAGGCUCAAGAGAGAGUGACUGGCCUGUGGCUGCGGC